AUGGCCUACCAAGAUGACCAAGAUGAGGAUGAAUCUAAAUCGUCUAUUACUUCAGACAACAAGAGUAAAGGAAAACAGAAAGAAUCAAAAAAAAAUAAGAAAGGUAAAAAGAAAGCUAAUGAUACUGAUUCAGAUGUAGAUGAAUUAGAAUUUGACAAUCUUGGAAUAAAGCCUCAAAAUAAGAAAAAUUCUAUACCCAAAGAUGAAGAUGAGAAAAAAAAAGAUGAUAGUGACAACGAAAUUGAGAAAGCUUUCGAAGAAUUGAAUAUUCAACCAUCGGAAGACAUACAACAAAAUAACAAAAGUAAAAAGAAAAGAGAUGAUAGUGAUGACGAGUUUGAUGUACCUCUUGAAGAAGAACAAAAUGAACCAUUAGAAGAACUACCACAAAAUAACAAAAAUAAACAAAAGUCCAAAAAGGGUAAAAAAGCUAAGAAUGAGAGCGAUGAUGAUUUGGAGAAAGAGUUAGCUGAAUUAGAAGCAGAAUACUUUGGGCAAAAAAAGCCUGACAAUAAAAAUGAUCCUGCAGAAGUAGUAAAACCACCUGCUAAAGUGGAACCUUCUGAUGAAAUCUCUGAUGAAGAGGACUCAACGUCGAAAAAGAAAAAAAAAGGAAAAAAGCAAGCUAAAGCUGAAGCAGAUGAAGUAGAAGAAAAAAAUGAUGAUGGCGAAGAGGGAAAAAAACAAGACGAUGCUAAAAAAGACGAAGAACCAAAAGAAGUUGAAGGUUCUAAAAAAGCUAAAGGACCUAAUAAAAAGAUGAUAGCUGCGAUGCAAGAAGCCUUAAAAAAAGCUAAAGAGGAAGAGGAACGAUUAAAACGUGAAGCAGAGGAAAAACUAAGGCAAGAAGAAGAAAGAGAGCAAGCUCGAUUAGAAAAACUUAGAAAAGAACAAGAAAAAAAAGAUAAAAAAAAAUUAAGAGAAAAACAAAGGAAAGAAAAGUUGAAAGCUGAAGGAAAAUUAUUGACCAAUAAACAGAAACAAGCUCAGGCUAGAGCACAAGCUAUGCUGGAAGCUUUAAAAGCACAAGGCUUAGAAAUGCCAGAAGUUGGCGACAAAAAAGCUAGACCAGGUACAAAAGUCAAGCCCAAUAAAGUUAAACAACAGACAAGUACAGAAAGUAAAGAAGAAGUAAAAUCAGUAGAAGAAAAAGAAGUCAAACCAGAUCAAGUAGAAGUUGAAAUAGUAGACAACAAGCAAAAAGAGGAGACAAGUGUAGUAGAUGACGAUGAUGGCCUCAAAGAUGCUUGGGACGCGAGUUCUAGUGAGAGUAGUGAAGAUGAAGCUGAAGAAGAAGCUACAACAGCUGCCACCAAGAAGACAAUAAAAGCUACGAAGGUAUCUGAAAAAGAAUCUUCAUCUGGAGGUGAUGAAGAAGAGUCAGAGAGUGAAUCUGAAUCAGAGAGUGAAGAUGACUCUGACGAUGAUGAAGAUUCUGAGGAUGAAAGUGAUGAAGAUGACAAACGACCGGAUGCCGAAAAGAAGAAAGAGAAAGUACGUCAACGUUUACAAGCUCGCAGGAUAGAAGCCGAGAAAAAACGCACCACGGAUAUUUUGCGUGCUGCAGUUGUUUGCGUAUUGGGUCACGUUGACACUGGCAAAACCAAAAUUCUUGAUAAACUUAGGAGGACUAAUGUUCAAGAUGGUGAAGCAGGUGGUAUAACACAACAGAUUGGUGCUACUAAUGUACCCGUAGAAGCCAUUCAAGAAUCAACAAAACACGUAAAAGGAUUUGCAGAUAAACAAUUCAAAAUUCCUGGUUUAUUGAUCAUCGAUACUCCUGGCCACGAGUCUUUUAGUAAUCUGAGAAAUCGCGGGUCAUCCCUCUGUGAUAUUGCUGUUUUAGUAGUAGAUAUUAUGCAUGGCUUAGAGCCUCAAACGAUAGAAAGUAUCAAUCUCCUAAAAGCUAAAAAAUGUCCUUUUGUUGUGGCAUUGAAUAAAAUUGACAGACUUUACGACUGGCAAACUAUGAAUCGCAAAGAUGUGCAAGAUAUCAUCAAAAGUCAAGAAGCAAUAACUCAGAGAGAAUUUGAAAAACGAGCAAAAGAAGUAAUACUUCAAUUUGCAGAACAAAGUCUCAAUGCUGCUCUUUUUUAUGAAAACCCAGAUCCUCGUAGUUAUGUAUCAUUGGUUCCAACAAGUGCAAUAACAGGCGAGGGAAUGGGAAAUUUACUAGCCCUAUUAACCGAUGCUUGUCAAGGACCUUUAGCCAAGCGACUUAUGUAUUGCGAGGAGUUGCAAGCAACGGUACUAGAAGUAAAAGCUCUUCCUGGUCUCGGAACAACGAUAGACUGUAUCCUAGUCAAUGGUACCCUCAGAGAAGGUGAUACGAUGGUAGUAGCGGGUACAGAAGGGCCAAUUGUAACGCAAAUUCGAUCACUUCUUAUGCCUCAACCAAUGAAAGAGCUUCGUGUGAAAAAUGCUUACAUUGAGUACCGAGAAAUAAAAGCAGCCCAAGGAGUUAAAAUUGCUGCUAAAGAUUUGGAAAAGGCUAUCGCAGGAUUAAACCUAGUGGUGGCUCAGAAACCAGAUGAAGUGGAAGUAUUAAAAGAAGAUAUCGCCAGAGAGCUAUCUAAAGAGUUGGGCAAAAUAAAACUCGCUGAGCGAGGUGUCUUUGUACAAGCAUCUACUCUUGGUGCUCUCGAAGCGUUAUUAGACUUUUUGAAAUCCAGUAAAAUUCCGUAUGCUGGUAUACGCAUUGGUCCUGUAGUCAAAAAGGAUGUUAUGAAGGCCUCCAUCAUGUUGGAACACGACAGUCAAUAUGCUACAAUUUUGGCGUUCGACGUUAAGAUAGAACGUGAUGCACAGGAAUUAGCAGAUUCCCUAGGCGUUAAGAUCUUCCAGGCUGACAUAAUCUACCACCUGUUUGACAGGUUCACCGAGUACAAAGAACAAUUAAGAUUGCGUAAACGCGAAGAGAACAAGCACAUCGCCGUCUUUCCUUGCAAGCUCAAAGUUUUACCACAGGUAAAUUUUAUCAGAUCUGUCGAGUAUUCAAUUGACCAGUACUGCUUUAACUGUUUUGAUCGUAACUAG
Molecule: messenger RNA, 3036 nt
Organism: Trichogramma pretiosum
Lineage: Eukaryota; Metazoa; Arthropoda; Insecta; Hymenoptera; Trichogrammatidae
Gene: eIF5B
Product: eukaryotic translation initiation factor 5B
Exons: 17
Coding region: 1-3036 (1011 amino acids)
Molecular function (GO): GTP binding; GTPase activity; translation initiation factor activity
Source: RefSeq, a predicted model, not a curated record